UGGUGUUGGGAUCUAACACUGUCAAAGACCUCUUCUCUCUCUCACCAUCGUGGCCUCUUCUCUUCCGCUAUCAUUAAACCUCUCCCCGAUUUUCAUGGCUUUGCCGCCACCAUCCCCUCUCUCCACACCACCUCUCUAGACCUCCAUUUCUUCACCUCCGCUCCUGCUAAUCUCGCCGAUUACAAUCCCAAUCUAUAUAUGGACAUGAGAAGAUCCGCCCUCCAGAAAUCCGCCACCAACACCGCCGCGAUACUCUUCUUUCCGAUCAAGCGACCGCUAACCGUCUCGCCUCAUCCUCUACCGCGACCGGAGAAUCUAAUCGCUAAACCUAAACCAAAAGAGGCGCCUCAAUCGCCGAAUCCCCCUGCUUCAGCUGCAUUUGAUCAGCGAUUUCGUGAUAUAACGAGUUUGUCUUCUGCUCUAUCCGCACCGAAUUUGAAUUCAUUUCACUGUAGCGAUUUGCUUAAGCGUUUGAAUCCUGGCCAAUUUGAUUCUAUUUUUUGGGAAAUUCAUAAUAAUGUUGAUCCUUCCGCCGCAUUGAAGUUCUUUUACGUUGCGGGGAACCGCUGCAGCUUUAGGUUUUCGCUUAGAUCGUAUUGCGUAUUGUUUCACUUGUUGCUUUCUAAGAAUCACGAUUCAGCUGCGCGGUUGCUCUUGAUAAGAUUGAUUGAUGGAAAGUUGCCCAUGACGUUGAGGGAUGAUGUUGGGGAUUGGCAUAGGGAGAUUGCUACUGUUUUGGCAGAUGCUUGUGUUGGUUCGGAGAGAUUUAGGGGAGGGGUGAGAGCGUUUGAUAUUUUGGCUCAUGUUUAUGUUAGUGAUCUUAAGAGCUUCGGGUUUGAUGUUGCAAUGGAUGUGUUUAGGUUCUUAGCCAGUAGAGAGUUGGUUCCAUCUGUCAGGACUUGCGUUUUUUUUAUGAGCACUCUUGUUAAGGAAGGCGAACCUGAGAAAGGCUACGAAGUUUUUACUAUUGUUUCGAAAAAGUUUUCACCAGAUGUUCACUUAUACAGUAUUGCAAUAAAUGCGCAGUGCAAAGGAGGUAAGGUUGAGGAGGCAAUUGAACUGUUUAAGCAAAUGGAGAGUAAAGGAGUUGCUCCGAAUGUUGUUAUAUAUAACAAUCUAAUGCAUGGCCUAUGUAGAAGCGGGAGACUGGAAGAGGCAUUCCAGCUUAAGGAGAGAAUGGUAGAUAAGGGGAUGCAACCAACUCAUGUUACUUAUGGUGUGCUGAUUAACAGCCUGAUGGAGCUUCAGAAAUACGGUGAAGCUGAUUGUGUCUUGAAAGAGAUGUCGAGUAAGGGGCUUAUUCCCAAUGUUGUUGUUUAUAACACAUUGAUUCAUGGAUUUUGUAAGAUAGGAAAUUUGACAAUUGCCCUGAAGUUAAAGGAUGAUAUGUCAUUACUAGGUGUUAUUCCUAAUUCAGUUACUUAUAAUACUCUCAUAAAUGGACUCUGCAAGGACAAUCAAAUAGAUUUAGCCGAGCAGUUCUUAAGAAAAAUGAUGAAAGGAGGAUUAAGUAUAAACGUAGGUACUAUACAUUCUGUCAUUCAUGGAUUAUGUAAAAACUUAAGAUUGGACUCUGCUCUUACAUACACCACGUUGAUGAUCUUUAAGAAUUUGAGGCCUGACAAUAUGUUGCUGACAACAUUGAUGAGCAGACUUUGUCAGAAUCAUAUGCAUUCAGAAGCCUUAAAGCUGUAUUAUGAUCUGCAGGCUACAGGAGUUGGUUGCAAUACAGUGACCUCAAAUGCCCUCGUUUUUGGACUUUCUGAAAUUGGUAAUGUGCAAGAAGCCAAAUCUAUCAUCAAGAGCAUGUUGGAUUGUGGUGUUAGGUUGGAUACUUUCACGUACAAUGCACUCAUCUAUGGGUGUUGCAAAGAGGAUAAGUUGGAAAUUGGCUUUAAGCUCAAGGAAGAAAUGACUGAGAAAGGAAUCUCCUCAGACAUUGUGACGUACAACAUGCUGAUAAACAGAUUAUCUAAAAAGGGUAAAAUGGAUGAAGCGCUGAUGUUGUGGCACGAAUGCCAAAGGAAUGAUCUUGUUCCUGAUGUUCAUUUAUAUGCAGUAAUGAUAGCAGGGUAUUGCAAUGGUGAAAAUUUUGAAGAGGCUAUGAAUUUCUUUGAUAUGUUACUCCAGCAGAAUAUUAAGCCGAAUUCUGUUGUAUAUAACAUACUCAUUAGAGCAUACUCUAGGGUUGGAAACAUGCCAGAGGCCUUCAAACUCUUUGAUGAGAUGAGAAGCAAAGGUAUUCCACGCACCCUGGUCACCUAUUCUUCUCUAAUACAUGGAAUGGGCAAUGUUGGCAGAGUAAAUGAAUCAACAUAUCUGUUUGAUGAAAUGAGAAAGGAUGGCUUGCAGCCUGAUGUAGUAUGUUACACUGCACUAAUUGGUGGUUAUUGUAAGCUAGGUCAGAUGAAUGAAGCAACAAGUGUCUUGCAGGAAAUGUCUUCAUUUAACAUACAGCCGAAUAAGAUAACUUAUACAAUAAUAAUCCAUGGGUACUGCAAGUUGGGUAGGACGGAAGAGGCUGCUGAGGGUCUGAAGGAAAUGCUAAGCAAAGGUAUCACGCCUGAUUCUGUGACUUAUAAUGUGCUGUCACAUGGGUUCUGCAAAGAAGGGGAUGCAAAGGAAGCUUUUGCCCUGUGGGAACACAUGUCUGAUAGAGGAAUAAAUUUAGAUGAUGUUGCACAUACUUCAUUGGUUCACUGCAUGUCCCAGCAAUCAAAGAAAGAAAACCACUAACUCUGGACUGUGAUAUUAUUGGAACUCUUACUGGAUGUCAAUUUCAGCUUUGGGACAUGCAGAUUGGAUCGUCCAACAAACCAAAAAAUAGGUCUGCCAGCAUCUGACUUCUGCCAGACUGACCUUGAGUAUUGAUUCAAUCUCAGACUCCAAUCACUUAAGUGACAGGUUUCUACAGCAGUAUUGGAGAUUGCCCAUCAACAAAGAGUGCUGACUUGAGCCACAAAUGCCACAGUGAUUGAUGAUCAUUAAGUGUACCUCGGUAAAACAAGAUUCAACAACUGUAUCAGGCUCAGAGUAUCAGCUAUGCCCAGCCAGGAUUUUGUAUACGAUAGUCGCACCAUUUUGGUGGAUGGGUUGUGCUCGAAGCUUUGAAAACAACAGUGCGAGUAUACGAAAUUACAAGUUUCAGUUGUUGGAAUCCGAUGGCAUAGCGGUUGGAAAUCUGAAACUGUAGACCAAUUAUCUGGGAGAGAGAGAAUGUAGUUGGGCAACUUAUACAUAUAUGUAUAUAAUCUGUUGAAUAUAGUAGUUGAAAUAACAGUAUCUAGUUAAGGAUAUAAUGGUCAAUAAUAGUCUUGUCCUUGAAUUUA
Salvia hispanica is the source of this 3329-nucleotide messenger RNA. The record is from RefSeq and is a predicted model, not a curated record. Lineage: Eukaryota; Viridiplantae; Streptophyta; Magnoliopsida; Lamiales; Lamiaceae.